CACUAUUUAAGAUAAUCCGCAGAUAUGGGAUCAGAACACAAACCACAUUCUGACUGGAGGAAAUUUGCAAUAUACUGGCAACAGAUCAUCUAUCUACCAUAAGAAUGGCAAUUCAGACUAUCACUUGGAUGAGCGCCUUCCUCUGCCUCGUGCAAGUGUUCUCGAUGCCCAUGCCUUGCCAGCUACAAGGACAGCUGGUGCGAACAACCCACAACCUACUGAGAGACAUGGGGGGUCAUUUUCCUCUGGAGUGCCUUCAGGAGAAUGUCUUCAUGGCAUUCCCAGCCACCUCAUUUGCAACCUCCGGGGCGCCACAGUUGAGCAGCAGUGCUGCUAAGGCUAUUUAUGAGACAUUGAAGAACAUCGACACAUUGUUCGGAACUGACGAACUGCCGACAAUGUGGGACCAACAGAAGUUGGAGUAUUUUCAGAACAUUAUCUACCGUCAGAUUGAAGAGAGCGAGUGUAUGAGCAGUGUGGAUACAAGUGAUUAUCCCAUCAGGGCAGAGGGCCUGAAAACAUACUUUGGGAACAUUGCAGCAGUUUUAAAAGAAAAGAAUUUCAGUUACUGCGCCUGGGAAGUGGUUCGAAAAGAGCUCCUGUACACCCUAGAAUUCAUUCUGAAACACACCUCUGACAGCCUUCUGUGGUCCAACAGAACAUGAAUUUGAACUUGCAGAUCUUUUUUUACUAAUUUGUUUUACAAUUGUGCUUGAUUUUUAAAGCCUUCUAUUCUACAAUCAUGCAAUGUGCAAUGUCAAACAGCAAUAUUAUAUAAAUGUAUUUAUUUAUUUAUCAAGGUUAUUUAUUGAUGUAGGCCUACUUAUAUAUUUAUUUAUUUAUUUAUCAAGGUUAUUUAUUGAUGUAGGCCUAUUUAUGAAUCUAUUUAUCUAUUUGAAAAUCGUGCCUUUUGUUGCUCUUCAUCAAAUGUUAAAGUUACUAAAAUAAAAAAUACUUUAAAAUA
This is a messenger RNA of Oncorhynchus nerka (sockeye salmon), 964 nucleotides long. RefSeq names its product interferon beta-like. The transcript has 6 exons. Gene Ontology annotation, molecular function: cytokine receptor binding. The record is from RefSeq and is a predicted model, not a curated record. Bases 105 to 665 code for a protein of 186 amino acids. Gene Ontology annotation, cellular component: extracellular region. Gene Ontology annotation, biological process: defense response. Lineage: Eukaryota; Metazoa; Chordata; Actinopteri; Salmoniformes; Salmonidae.